Papaver somniferum (opium poppy) is the source of this 2071-nucleotide messenger RNA. RefSeq names its product RNA-binding protein 24-B-like. NCBI's taxonomy places the organism in Eukaryota, Viridiplantae, Streptophyta, Magnoliopsida, Ranunculales, Papaveraceae. The transcript has 6 exons. The record is from RefSeq and is a predicted model, not a curated record. Bases 520 to 1374 code for a protein of 284 amino acids. Gene Ontology annotation, molecular function: RNA binding.
GAAUACAGCGAAGCAGAGAUUUUUAAUAUAUAAAAAAAGUGCUUGAGAUUGAAAUAAAAUUUGUCUGUCUUUAAAUUUUCAUUGGACCAUCUCUCUGUUGCAAGACUACUACUUGUGUCGUGGGUUACCCCACUGCAGCUUUUUGUCGUUCUCUUUCGCUUUCUUUCACUCACUCACUCACCCUCUCUCUCUCUUGAUCUCUAUACUUAUACGAGUUUUGGGUUUCUUUUGUAUUUCUUUUCUGAUCCUCACUUGGUAAUGAUUUUUCUUCUCGUUAAGUCUAGUUGAAGUAGUAAAUUAGGAGCAGCAUUAAUCUGAUCAAGUCUGUUACAAGUUCACAACAAAGAAGAAGAGCAGUUUCAAGAAUGGGUAUUAACUGACUGAUCCGGUAGUGGUUUCUUUGAAGAAGGAAAAAGAAAACACACUUUCUGCUUCUUGAUUCAGGGUUUUCUUUCUCUUCAUCAAAUUUGUUUUUCUUCUUCUUAAUUCUUCAGUUGUUUCUGUGGGAAAUUUCUCUGCAUGUCUUCACAACAACAGAGACAGUUCGGUAUAAUGGUGGGAGGGAAUAUUAAUAGUAACAAUGUGGGAUUGAUUGAUACAACAUAUACAAAAAUAUUUGUUGGAGGAUUAGCUUGGGAAACUCAGAGAGAUACUAUGAGACGUUACUUUGAACAGUUUGGAGAGAUUCAAGAAGCUGUUGUGAUAACUGAUAAGAAUACUGGAAGAUCUAAAGGAUAUGGAUUUGUGACAUUCAAGGAUCCAGAUUCAGCUGUGAGAGCUUGUCAAGAUCCAUCUCCUGUAAUUGAUGGAAGAAGAGCUAAUUGUAAUCUUGCCUGUCUCGGAGCUCAGAGGCCUCACCCUUUGACUGCUUCUCAACAUGGUUUGGGAAGGUUUAGACCAGGACAUGGAUCAGUAGUUACUGCACCAACUUAUGAAGGAUCUUCUGCCUCUACAUAUUUCAAUCAACCUUCUCCGUACACAUUUCCAUAUUCAACUUAUGGGUAUUCCGGUUAUUCUCAAGAAAAUAUGUAUCAGAUGAAUUACUACAAUGUAUAUGGAGGGCAACAAAUUCCAGCUGCUGCUUACUAUGCGGCUGGAGGGGCAGCGUCUGGAACUCCUGGGAUUGUCCCCAACUUCUACCCAUUCUAUAUGCAAAAUGGUCAAGCUCAAGGUCUCAGAGUUCAAUAUCCUCAAUGGGUUCAAUAUCCAUAUAUAUCUCAACCUUAUACGCCUGCAGUACUUCCAAUGCCUACUCCAGUUUCCCCCGUAACCACCAUUACAGGUGUGACUUUAACUACAGAAGGUUCUGUGGGUACAAGAACGAUCACGAUAAAAGACCCGGGAUCGGCUAGAACUGAACAGAGUUCAACUUAGUCCUAAAUGAUAGUAGAAAUGUGAGUUCUUCCAAGACUAACAAGAAUGAGUUUGAAGUGGGGAGAAAGGAAUGAGGAAUUGGAAAUGAAAUUGCUGAUAAUUACCAAGUCGUUAGAAGAAUAGAAAAGAAAUAUGGGAGAUUUCUUUUUCUGUUCUUUAUAGUAUAAUGGGCUGAGUCAUAGAAUUAGAGAGAAGAAAAAAUCAACAAAAAUACCAUCAUCAGCAUGAAGUUGUUCCUUCAUGGGGAGGACUACUUAAGGAUAUAUAUAGAUAUAGCUAACUAUGAUCUGUUGGAUCUUUUCGUCCUUCAAGUUAGAUAUUAUGGUCGUCAUCAUCAUCAACAUACAUUGUAGGAAAAUAGUGAGAGUCUUAGUUUUUAAGUUAGACUAUCAUCAUAUUUGUUUAUGUAUCAAAGACAAGGUUGAACAAAAUAUUGGUUUGUAAUCAACCUGAAAUACUCAUUCUUAGAUCAAAUUUUGUGUCUCAUGAAGUGGGGUCUUCAUGGAGAUACUUGGUUAUGUUUAGUAGUAAGUCGAUUCUGAAGAUUUGUUUUAUGUCUCGGAAUCGACAUUUUUCUUUGUUUAAUCAGGAUCCUAAUUUUCAAGACCUGAUAAUUCAGAAGAAAGAAAAGGCGAGCUUCGGACAGCUUGACCUGAAUGUAAUUUUUUUAUUUGUUAUUUGUUCAUCUUCAUUAUUA